Messenger RNA from Athalia rosae (coleseed sawfly), 831 nucleotides. RefSeq names its product probable 28S ribosomal protein S25, mitochondrial (gene mRpS25). The record is from RefSeq and is a predicted model, not a curated record. Gene Ontology annotation, molecular function: structural constituent of ribosome. Bases 83 to 586 code for a protein of 167 amino acids. The transcript has 3 exons. Gene Ontology annotation, cellular component: mitochondrion. NCBI's taxonomy places the organism in Eukaryota, Metazoa, Arthropoda, Insecta, Hymenoptera, Athaliidae.
CUCUAUCCUAUACUUUUUGGUCCAUGGUACGGAUCAAUGUUGCGGAUUUCGAGGUUAUUGAGUUAUAACAUAAUCUUUGAAAAUGCCUUUUAUGAAAGGGCCUGCACCGAUCAGAAGGACCUUAAAAUUUCUACAGGCCGGUAGACUAGUCUUGAAAGAUAAAAUAAAAAUAUUUUCUUUGAACUAUAAUACUGCAGGCAAAAAUCACAUUGGUGCCAGGGACUUCGUGUUCUGGUGUCUACCUCAACUGCAGUACAAAAAUCCACAAGUUCAAGUCAUCACGUUCAAAAACUUGACACCAACCCCAUUUAUCAAAUGCUAUUACGAUGAUGGCAGACACAUGCUUAUAGAUAUUGACAAUAAGCCUAAAGAUGAAGUGUUGGAGCAUCUGAUAUCAGUUAUCGGAAAAUCAGAUGCCGUUUUAGCCCAUGAAGCUGUACUUGCAGAAAAAAAAGACAAUCCUGCUAAUUUUGGCAUAGGAUGUGAAAAAAGUUGCAUUUGUGAAAUUCCUGGACAACUUCCAUGUCCAGGACUUGUUCCUUUACCUAACAUGAUGCGAGGAAAAUUUAAGCAUGCCACUGAAUAACUGGCUCCUAUUUGUCCUACAAAAGUUCUUAAGUUUUUCCACUAGCAUUUGUGUGUGAAAAAUUCUGCUCUUUGUUUCAAAUCAAUAUGCAGUAGAAAAUUGUACAUGAAUUGAGAGAACUUAGCCUUAGAAUACAACUCAAAAAAAUCAAUUGAAACAUAGCAUUUGAUGUACAUAUAUAUUAUCAAAAAUGUUAUAAUACAAUGUAGGAAAAUAUAUGUACGUGUGAUAUAUACUGGACAAAA